UAUGGUUCUCAACACCGAUCCACAGAAGGUUCAGCAUAAGCCACACUGGACACCUGGCGAAACACCCAUCGAAUCGUUCGGCGAUCAAAACAAAGACGACAUUUACUACCGCGAAGGACAUCCCGAUGUUGCAGGCAUCGACGCAAAUGACGAAUCAUCAUGGAAUUAUCGCAAACUUGUCAUAGUGGGCGAUAUGCACGUGGGAAAGACUGCAUUGCUCCUGACUUUUGACCAAGGAGAUUUCGGAGGGGGCUACCAUCCCACCGUCCACAACCAAAAAUCAAAGUUGGUCAUCGAUGGAAAACUCGUAGCACUGGACAUGUUUGACACAGUCUCCGACGGCCAUUACGAUCGUCUGAGACCUCUCUCUUAUCCGGGUGCACACAUACUCCUCGUGGCUUUCAGCGUCGAUGCACGCUAUACUUUUGAUAAUGUCAUAGAAAACUGGAUGCCAGAGAUUCUACAUUUCUGCAAAGAUGUUCCAUUUAUUCUAGUUGGCACCAAGACGGAUCUACGCCAUGAAGAAAAGACUUCGAGGAAGCCGGUCGGGCAGGGCGGGGAGGCUCUUGUCACAACCGAGGAGGGGCAAGAGUUGGCUAAGCAGAUUGGUGCAUACAUGUAUCUGGAAUGCUCUGUUGAAAGAGACGAGGGUGUCAAGGAAGUCUUUCUAGCUGCAUCCCGAAUUGCGCUUCAUGGCUUAUCCCUCAAGGAUAAAGAGAGCAAGAAAGGUAAAGGGUGUGUUGUUCUCUAA
Periconia digitata is the source of this 751-nucleotide messenger RNA. The record is from the annotation of a GenBank genome assembly. NCBI's taxonomy places the organism in Eukaryota, Fungi, Ascomycota, Dothideomycetes, Pleosporales, Periconiaceae.